This is a messenger RNA of Sclerotinia borealis F-4128, 1818 nucleotides long. The record is from the annotation of a GenBank genome assembly. NCBI's taxonomy places the organism in Eukaryota, Fungi, Ascomycota, Leotiomycetes, Helotiales, Sclerotiniaceae.
AUGACUCCCAACAAUUCCUCAAGCCGAGUCUCUUAUUUCGCCCCUCUCCCCGAUGAGAUUCUGCAACAAAUAAUCUACUACAUCUCUCCGCGCGACAAUCUCUCGAAUAUCCAACUUAUUUCAAAGCGAUUCAAUCGAUUAGGAAAUGUGCCAUUGCUUUGGCGACACCACUGUCGCGUACUCUUCAAGUACUGGGAUGUGAAACAUUCCUUCAGUCAAAAAAAUGCGGGCACUGUAGGAGAUGUGGACUGGAAAGCUUUAUAUAUCCAUCGGGAUAAUGUAGACUCAAGAACGACGAACGCUUUGAACGGCCUCCUCGAGAGUCGAGCCAACCGUGUUGUGAACUUUGAAGAAAUCGGACGUUUUGGAUAUGAUGCAAAAGAUACGCUUUUGCGACAUUGUCAUGUCCAUAGCGAUGACCAUCUUUCUAGAAAACACUAUGCUUGUGCAGUGCUUGAUUAUAUCCAUCGCUCAAAAGCGCUCGCAGUAUGGGCGAAGCUUGCCGCGGGCGAGGAGGUAUCUCUCGAAGCAGCAUUGGGAGCCUACGACAUGUUUAUCUUGCAUGACCACAUCGGAGAUCAGCAGGAGAUUUCCGAUAUUCUCGACCAUCUUGCCACCCGCAUACGGUUUGACUACCCAAAAUUUGGUCAUAUGUCUACUCGGCAACAAGCACUCGCAGUGGUUACAUUUCUGCGUGGACACAAUCUUUUAGGACUCAACUCUGAACUCAGCUACCGCGACUUACAAAAUAAUUAUAUCGGUCUGGCACUGCAGGAGGCAGAUCAUCCUUCAUUACCAUUGGUCUCCGUUGCAAUAUUUUGUGCGGUAGCUCGUAGAAUUGGGCUUGAUGCUAGGGUCUGUGGUAUGCCGAGUCACGUAUAUGCCAUGAUUUUCCCAAGGCCUUUUAUAGAUCUCGACGACAAGCCACUCAAACAGAAGGACAGUGCCGUGGAACCUAUGUAUCUAGAUCCAUACCGUUCGAUCUUAGAGAUUCCUUUGGAGAAUCUUCAGCGAAUGUUGACAGCUUGGGGGGUCCGGGGAGUAUCAUUCGCCGAAUAUGUCGCUGAUUCCUCCAUUACAAACAAUAUCGUGCUCCGUACGACUAGAAAUAUAGUUACAACGAUUCGAGAGUACUCUUACAUACAAAACCGUCCCGCGCAAGACCCAUCCUUUAUGACUACCCGAUUACAAAGUGUGCCGUUACUGGAAAUGGAUCAUGCAGUAUAUUCAGCUCUUUGGGCAACUUUUCUUCUAAAUCCAAUACCGACCCCUGCUGUUCACAACCGACUUGAGUUUAUCCCCAUGCUAUUGUCCAGAUUCGAGAAAUCAUUUCCGGAGGACGUUGCUCUUAUCGAAAAAUACGUUUUGCCAUCAUACAAUAGCUGUACCAGCGAGUAUACUGAACUAGCCGAGGAAUUAAGAGUAAUUCGUGCCGUAGACUCAACUUCAAGGCAAGUGAGGACUCGCAACAAGUCUAGUGGGACGGAUCAGGUCAAAUUUAGAAUUGGGAAAGUAUUCCGCCACCAAAGAUAUGGUUAUACAGCAGCAAUAAUUGGUUGGGAUAUCGAAUGCCACAUGAGCUCCAGUUGGAUAGCGCAUCAUCAGAUCGACUCCUACCCAAGAGGUAGGCAUCAAAGCUUCUAUCACGUACUCGUAGAAGAUGCCAGCAUACGUUAUGUGGCAGAGGACAAUAUAGAAAUCAUCGAGCAGCCCGACGUAACAUCGUUGAUGAUAGUGGCGGGACAAUAUUUCAAGCGAUAUGAUCAGGAGAACUGUCGGUUUGUUGCGAACUUCAGGGACGAGUAUCCUGAUGACUAA